Cylas formicarius (sweet potato weevil) is the source of this 3759-nucleotide messenger RNA. RefSeq names its product lethal(3)malignant brain tumor-like protein 4 (gene l(3)mbt). Lineage: Eukaryota; Metazoa; Arthropoda; Insecta; Coleoptera; Brentidae. Gene Ontology annotation, cellular component: nucleus. Bases 119 to 3547 code for a protein of 1142 amino acids. Gene Ontology annotation, molecular function: zinc ion binding; protein binding. The record is from RefSeq and is a predicted model, not a curated record. Gene Ontology annotation, biological process: regulation of DNA-templated transcription. The transcript has 6 exons.
GUCUAAUAUUCACGUAGGUUUGGAUGAAUAGUUUUGUACCAUAUAAAAAUUAUUUUUUUUAUUAAAAUAAGAAUACUACACACUAUUUCAGACUAAUAAAUGUUUGGGCACUUGCAGGAUGUCUUCAGCGACAUCAAUGAACUCGCUAGAAAUCUCCACAAAUCAACAACCAGUGGAUAAUUCAAAAUUAACAAUUAACUCUCAUACCAAAGUAAUUAUAGAAAAUAAUUCUGAUGACAUAACUAUUUCAAAAUGCGAGCAGUCUUCUUUAGUACCAUCUGUAACCUUAGGAAAUAACAUUACAACAGUAAAAACGCAAGUGCUGCCGCUAGUUUACAUUCCAAACAGUUCAAAACUCCCAUUUGCUACAUUAAGCAAAACAAAUAGCAAUAACUUCCUCUCUCAAAUACAGUUCUCGCCGGCAAGUUCCCAGUCAUCUCCAGCUUCUACAGUACCUUUGCAUUCGAGCAAUGUGAUUUUUGCAUCAGGUCGACCCCAGUCGUUACUACUGCCAAAGCCAUUGGCUACGCUUGUACCCUCCGGUGCUAAAAUAACUGGUACUUAUGUAACUAUGUUAAAGCAAGUACCUAAGGCGUCAGAAAAGGUAAAUUCAGACAAGAUAAAUAUUUGCAGUCCAAAUCUGCAGGAGAAUAAUAUGAUAAUUUCCAAAAAUGGGUUUCUUCACUCAAAAAGUCAGCCUCAGAAAAUUGUUUUAACGCCCAUGCCCAAAAUUACUUCAAACCGACUCCCAAUUACUGCAACAACCAAUUCAGUUCAGCCAAAAUUUACUGUUCUACCGAUGUCAGUACCAACAACUGAACCGGAGGGUGCAGUUGCUUCAAAAGUAUACAAUUUUCAAAUUGCUGAUGGAAGAAUACAGUGCGCAGAUCCUAGUAUAAAUCCAGUGACGAUAAUGAAGGAUUCAAAUGAGAAUAGUGUUAAUAUUAAUCAUCAAAUAUGCAAGGAAAGUUCAAAUAAAAAUGAUGUGUCGAAUAAUGUUUAUGAACUUUCUAUUGCUGAAGAUUCUUUAAGUAAUCAAAGUGAUUCUAAACUUGUCGUCUCAUCUUCUGAGAGCAAUUCCUCAUAUGGAGAUCUGUCGGCUAAACCAGAACCUAAACAAAGGGAUUUAUUAAAGUUUUCGCAUGGCGUUUCUAUACUAAAGAAAACUAUUAAUAAUGCGAGUUCUGAAAAGAAACUUGACUCUUUUCCACAAAAUAGUGAUUGCAAUACAGACGUUCUUAAGGUCAGUAAUAUUCCUGAUGAAAAAGUCGCACACAAGCCGGAGAGAGAAAGAAGAAGGAAAUCACAAUUUUCAUUCAGAAAAGAUUUUGAUGAGGAUGAAAUUAAAUUUCCUGAUCCACUGAUCACUCCAAAGGUUGAAGAAUUUGUUGAGGAAGAGAAAAACCCUAAUGAGAUUGAAAUGAAAGUAUUAAGAGAUCCAAAAUCUCUUUUUCAAGUAAACAAAGAUUUUGAUCCCCAUAAGAUUUUGAAAUGGAAUGAUGGUAUUGGUACAUUGCCAGGAAGUAAUUUAAAGUUUAUUAUUAAUGAAUUUAAUAUUAUCGAGUAUGUUUCUGAUGAAGAUUAUAGAAACAUCAUAGAACUGAGAUUGAAAAAAGCUAGAGAAAAAAUGAAAGAAGAACUGGAAGAAGAGAUAAGAUGUCUAGAAUGUGGCUGUUAUGGUUUACGAUCAGAUUUUAUUAAUUCAGACUAUUGCAGUAUUGACUGUCAAGAAUUGGGAAUGGCCGCAAAAAAGCGCGAGAUACAAGAUAUAAAAAUAAAGAAAAAAAAGAGAAAAUUUGGUAAAAUGAAAUCGGAUACCGAUAUAAAAUGCGAAUUGAAACAGGAAAUUCAGGAAGGAAGUGAAGAUGAAAUUUCAAAUAAUGAAGCUUCUCAAGAUAAGUUUUCGUAUCCAUGGGCAUGUAAAAAGAAAGGGUUUUCAUGGUCUAAAUACCUUACUCACGUUCAGGCGAAGGCAGCUCCUGUUAAACUGUUCAAGGAACCAUUUCCUUAUACCAGAAAUGGUUUUAGAACGGGCAUGAAGUUUGAAGGCGUAGAUCCGCAACAUCCCUCAUAUUUUUGUGUUUUGUCUGUUGUUGAAACUGUUGGAUAUAGAAUUAGAGUUCACUUUGAUGGAUACCCUACCAACUAUGAUUUUUGGUGCAACGCGGACUCUAUGGAUAUAUUUCCAAUGGGUUGGUGCGAAAAAUAUGGACAUACGUUGCAACCUCCAUCUGGUUAUUCAGUCGACAAUUUUAAUUGGAUCCAGUAUUUGAAAGUGACUAAGUCUACAGCUGCCCCAAAGCAUUUGUUUGCCAAUCGAGCUGGACAGGCUAUUUGUCCAAAUGGAUUUAGAAUUGGAAUGAAACUGGAAGCUGUCGACAGAAAAAAUACCUCUUUGGUCUGUGUAGCAACUGUUAGAGACAUGAUGGAUAAUCGAAUACUGGUGCACUUUGAUGGUUGGGAUGACAUAUAUGAUUACUGGGCUGAUCCAACUUCACCGUACAUACACCCAGUGGGUUGGUGCGAUCAAUAUGGUCACAAUUUAACACCUCCCAGCGAUUAUCCAACCCCAGAAACUUUUUCUUGGGAAGUCUAUCUAAAAGAAUCGAAAUCAGCAGCCGCUCCAGUAAGGGCCUUUAAGCAGCGCCCUGCUUGUGGGUUUAAAAGAGGCAUGAGAUUGGAAUGUGUGGACAAACGCGUUCCUCAUCUUAUAAGGGUUUCAACCGUUGAUGAUGUUAAGGAGCACCAAAUCAGAAUUCAUUUUGAUGGUUGGCCUGACAGGUACAGCUAUUGGGUUGAUGACGAUAGUCCGGAUAUUCAUCCUAUUGGUUGGUGUCAGAAGACUGGCCAUCCUAUUGAACCUCCUUUAACACCAGAUGAUGUGUACGAUUUUCUUGAAUGCCCUACUGUAGGAUGUAGAGGUCUGGGUCACAUUAAAGGCCUAAAGUACCCAACACAUAAUUCUCGAAAGUAUUGCCCUUAUGCUGAAGAAAAUAUUGAUAUGGAACGCAGGUUACCCGAUCGCCUUUUAAGUCCAGACAGGAAUCCAGAGGCGGUCAUACCAGUGUCAAGGGAGCCGAAAGAAUGCAAAAUAAAGCCCAGAGUUGGAAGACCACCAAAAUACUUAAAACGUGAAAACACUAAACCUGAUCUUGAAGAGGAACCAAAAGAAAAGAAGCAAAAACCAGUUCCCAUUAAAAAAGAAGAGGAUUUAUCAUCGCAACAGAAACUUGCCACCGAGUUUCUAGAACAAUCCAAGUGUUUUCCCGCUGAGAAGGAAUCAUUUAAAAAGCACUCUAGAUUUUUAAACAAAUACCUGGAUUUAUCUGAGAGCGUUUUGGCAUGGUCGCCGGAAGAUGUCGCUCAAUUCGUCGCUUCGAUACCAGGCUGUGAGACUGCAAGUCAUAUAUUUAAAAGUAAAAACGUUGACGGGGAAUCAUUUUUAUACUUAAGUCAAAAGGAUAUACUAUCGUUUUUUAAUAUCAAGGUGGGACCUGCGAUUAAACUGUAUAACAGUAUAGUCCUACUUAGGCAAAAGUUUCUUUAAGACUAAAUUGACUGCUUGAAUAUCAGAAGUUUGCGGUUCUCACACCUUGUGGCCGUUUUUUUUUUAUGAUCGGAUGAUCUUUUUUUACUGUAAAUAGUGCCCAGUACCUUUUUAUUCCUUGUGAUGAUUUUCUAAUGUAUAUAUUAGCAAUCGUAAGGUGUAAUUGUAUUUUAACUUUUUUAAUUAAAAGUAUAUUUUGUAACACGUGAGAA